Molecule: messenger RNA, 1023 nt
Organism: Sabethes cyaneus
Lineage: Eukaryota; Metazoa; Arthropoda; Insecta; Diptera; Culicidae
Product: probable RNA polymerase II nuclear localization protein SLC7A6OS
Exons: 1
Coding region: 1-1023 (340 amino acids)
Biological process (GO): developmental process
Source: RefSeq, a predicted model, not a curated record
AUGGCAGCAGUUAUUCGCCUUAAACGACGUGCGGACGAAGCUCCACUAGAUGCAUUUGUGCUGAACUGUAAAAGGCGGCGAACGGAACACGGUAAUGGUUUGUUAAAUCCUGCCGCAACUGGUGAAACAUCGACGGUUCUUAAGAUCGCCGCAACGUUUGCCAGAGCAGACAAUAUUUCAUCGCACCUGCAGCAACGCCUAACGAAAAGUGAAGCCAAAGAAGCCAUAUCCCGAGUUCAUCACCCUACAAUCGUGUCACAAAACCGGGCGGCUGCUCGUCGAAACUCACGAAACAACCGUUUCCGGAUAGUCAAUUGUACCCGCUCUCUCCAUGAAGCUGACGGUGGCGAAGGAACUACAAUCGUCGAUGUCGAAAGAGAUUUCGUUGGUUCUCAAUCUGCAGUAGCCAGAACAGGGGCUUCUCGGGAUGAACCGAAUUACGUAUAUGAUUUGUACGUUGCGGACGAGAAUAAGCAGCAGACGCACAUUACCUACAUUCCAGAAAACUUGGACGACAUCAGUGUUGCUAUUUACGACGAUCAACUUUAUUCGAGUUACCGCGACGGAUCAGGCCAUGGUGGUUUUACGCACGACGAAGACUCGGACGAUUCCAACGAUGAAGACAACUGGCGUAAUGAUUACCCUGAGGAUGAUGACGAUUUUUUCGGUGAAGCAAACAGUGAUGGCGAAAAGGAUAUACGACGAACUGUAAAAGACUUCGAUUUCGAGGGAGAUCGAGAAUUAUCACCAGACGAAGAUGACUACACUGGCCAUGGAAAUAGCAGUGGGUUUGCCUAUCCAGCGAAUGAUGAUGAUGAUGAGAAUGACGAAUAUUGUGAAGAGGAUAAUGCUGGUUUAAAUCAAGACAAUGUUUGGACGGCUUAUGCUAAAUAUAAGGCGCGCGUUAUGAAGAAAAUGGACAAAAACGAUUCCGAUCAGUACGACUCCGAGAAUGACUAUAGCGAUGGUCGAUCAUCAGCCGGCGAUAGCAGCCUUAGCGAGAAUUUUGAUCUUUAUGAUUAA